Suillus fuscotomentosus is the source of this 993-nucleotide messenger RNA. RefSeq lists its product as uncharacterized. The transcript is spliced from 7 exons. The record is from RefSeq and is a predicted model, not a curated record. The coding region runs from base 1 to 993 and encodes 330 amino acids. Lineage: Eukaryota; Fungi; Basidiomycota; Agaricomycetes; Boletales; Suillaceae. Gene Ontology annotation, molecular function: hydrolase activity. Gene Ontology annotation, cellular component: nucleus. Gene Ontology annotation, biological process: nucleotide catabolic process; rRNA processing.
AUGAGCAACCUCAUCUCCUGUGUAUCAUGGGUAAAACGAGGCAUUUCAGCUCACCAGCCCUCCAAAUACGUCCUCGAUGAGAAGGAACUCGAGCGCGUCAGUACACUUGCACGUAUCGAGCUUGAGGAUGCGCGGAUAGAAAUGGAGCGCGCGCACAAUGCUGCUAAUAUCAUGGGCAAGGGCGCGGAAGGUGCUGAGGCAGAUGAUGCGGAUGAGGAUGAGGAUGGUGAUGAAGAUUCAUGGGUCGACGAGGAGGAUGCGUCGAUGGAGGUGGACGGGGAUGUACAGGUUGGUGUGCUUGAAAAGGGGGAUGGUCUUGCGCAGUAUAAGUUGGAUGAAUAUGAUGUCAAAGAAGAUGGCACGGGUCCAUUUAGCAAUAUUAAAGGACUUAUAUUUUAUAGGGAUAACCAAGACGAUCCAUACAUCACACUCAAAGACGUGCGAACUCGAAAUCCUCCCAACAGACAACCUCCUAGUCACCGCAAAACCGAAGACGAUGUUUCUCAACUCGAGAUCUACGUUUACGACGAAUCUCAAGACAAUCUCUACGUCCACCACGACCUCAUGCUCCCAAACUUCCCCCUCUGCCUCGAAUGGCUAGACUUCCCACCUACAUCCUCAGAAAUGGAGACUGACGCCCCACCAAAAUUCGGAAACUAUAUUGCAGUCGACGGCCGUCCUGGAGGGGGUGGACAAGCACCAUUUGGUUAUGUCACGAGAGAUUCAUGCCCCGACGCUGAUAAUGCAGACGAUACACUGCACACCCCGUUGCCCAACUACGAUGUUCCAUUCUAUGUUGGCUCAAUCUCCCCUAAUGUGACGGCCGACACACCUAUCGAUGUUGUCUUCCUAAACUUCCUUGGAAAGGAGAUUAUCGGCAUCCUCAACAGCUUACAGAAGGAUAAGACUUACACUAUGCAUGAUGUUUCAUCGAAUAGUCCGACACUGGCUAGCGAUAUACUGGGUCUGUAUGCUCAGGGCAUGUGGAACUGA